AUGUCAGCUUCACAUUCAAGCCCGUUAGAUGUUUCUGCUGUUGCAGAUUCUGUCAAGACUCCUAUCAGUGCAGCAGAUACUGCCAUGCUCCAAUUUUAUAGAGAUAGAGCAUCACAGCUGUCCUGCGACAUAGAUAUCGAAGGCUACUCAGUUUCUCCCAUGAGUAUUACUGCCAGAAGUGAAACUACAAACACAUCGACUACUCACAGUCCUAUUUUAUCUCAUCAUGCAUCUGUUGCUGACGACGUGCAGUCGAUCAACACACCGCCCACAAGACUGGAUCUGAACAGUCCAUUGACGAAUGAUUCCGCCAUUGAUGCUGCUACUCCUGUUCUAUCUAAUACAGCAAUAGCUGCCGUAUCAAUUCCGUACAAAACCAGAGUUUCUAAUGUGCAGCCUAGUAGUCUUGAUGGCAUCACUUGCUAUUGCAAACUUGUUUGUGAAGAUAAACAAAGGCCCAUGCUUCAGUGUAUUGUCUGCAGCUGUUGGUUUCAUCAAGCGUGUAUAGAAACGAUCCAAACAUGGACAUGUCACUCGCUUUUAGGAGAUGAUUACUAUCAAUUUACUUGCAAAACGUGUGCACGCCUUAUUUCUAAUGACGGUCGUAAAUUUUACAACUGGAGAUUGGAUAUUUGUAAAUUCAUUGAUACCAAUUGGGAUUUAUUUUGGCUCAAACCUCGACCCAACACUUGGAAAAAUAGUGUUGCUAGCUGUCUGUCCACUUCUGCUCGAUUUGUAUCAGGUGUCAAGCAUUUUGGCAGUGAUCAAGGAUUCUGGGCACUGGCCGAGUCGAGUUUUCCUUCAGCAUCCGAGCUAUCACGAAAAUCAAAAAUAUGUGCAUACUUGGUAAAUCCAGAUGGCUUGUUGUUUGAAGAAGAGGGUGGAAAAAAGGAAAGGAAACGAAAAAAGGUGGAAACAAAUCAGAUGCCAGCAACUGUCAUACAAGAGACAUUUCCACUACAGGAGCUUCAGCAACUGCAAUCUCAACCACCUGUUCAAAAAUCGUCAAAGCCAAAAACAGGAACUACUCCAAUGGUCAAAACCGAAUCAAAUUCAAAUUGGGAAAGUGUUGCAGACAAUGUUUCAAUAAAGAAAGUCAAGCGACAGGCUCGACCAAAAAAGCAAAUUGACGCAGACAUGCAGGAUGAAGAUAUUGACCCUGCUACAGCAAUCAUGAUAUAUCCUGAUGUAGAUAAUCCUGCAUCUGACGUUGUCAUGAGUCAUCAACCUACACAUACCGCACCUCAAAUCAAGUUUAGCGAUGGAGGUCGCCAGGUUACCAACGAAAAGGGAUAUCGAAUGGCUAAAGCAUCACAUGGUGUAUGGAGCGGACACUGGUAUUUUGAAAUUAAAAAAGAAAAUGCUGUCGGACACUGUCGAGUUGGGUGGUCUCAAAUAAGUGGAGAUCUGCAAGCUCCUUGUGGCUAUGAUCAAUUCAGCUACUCCUAUCGUGAUAAUCCAGGUGCUCUUUUUCAUCAAUCAUGCCAGGCUAAAGAUGCACCUAAAGCAUAUGCCGAAGGAUUCGGCCAAGGAGAUGUAAUAGGAAUGUCCAUUUAUUUUCCACCUGAAGAGUUGGCAGAUGCUGGAAACACUCCUGAUUCAAUUGUCAGCUUUGUUGAUCAGCCAUUGCAAGAUUUACAAAGUCUAAAAAAGGAUAAACAAUCGAAUGAAAAUGAAUGUAGUCAAGGUUUUCAAGAAAAGACUGUCGAUUUGGUGCUUCUACAAGGCCAAAUAGCAGAUUCCCAGUCCAAAUCCCAACAGCAAGCACAUCUGCAGCUAGAAGCAGAGAUACCAAUGCAAACCGAUCAUUCUACCCCGCAAUCACACACAUAUACUUCCUCACCAACAAACACUGAAGAACUUAAAACGCCUCCGUCACAAUUUCCGCCUAUAAAACAUUCAAAGGUUCAUCCUGUGCUGCUUAGAAGAUUAUGGGAUGCAGCCCGUAUGCUACAUUACAUGCCCUUUCGCAGUAAACCACUAGAAGUUAUACCCGGGACGGAAAUUCAAUUUUUCAAAAAUGGCGUGCCUUUGGGUGUGGCAUUUAAAAACCUUUAUCAAGGAAAAUAUCAUCCGGCUGUAUCACUUUAUGGAGGUGCAUUAGUCAGGGUUAAUUUUGGUCCAAAUUUUGCUCAUCCAGUUCCAAAUGGUGCGCUGCCUUUUUUUCAAGUGAAAGGCCUACUAUCAUGGAACAAAUUGCGUGAUGCUAAUCGUCGUAAUCAAUCUAAAGAGCACAGCGGAGAAACCAUGAAAAAGCAAGCAUCAAAACUAGAACGAAAAAAUCAAAAACAGUUUAAAUCACAAAUGCUGAGCGCUAAUAGCAGUGCCUAUGCAUUGAACAUCCAAAGCAAUAGUAUAAUUUUACCAGCAGUGAAUGAUGACGUUAAGCCUGACGAGAAAGAUGCUGUAUAUACUGAGCCAGUUUUAACUGAUUCUUUGAUGGAUUACUCAUCAGUAAAUCGCAAUGCCAUGGAUCCAUUUGAUCUUGUUGAUACUCUGGAGUAUAGCGCAGGAAAAAGCACAACUGAUCAGCAUGAUCAUAAACUAGACUCAUCAUUGGAGUCACUAUCGAGUUCAGACAUAACUAUGGAUCAUGCCGAGAUUGUUUUUACAAAUAAUCUAGACGCGAAUCACGGUGCUAAUUCUACCAUGGCAUAUUUUGUUACUCCUACUGUUGAUUUGGUUAAACCCUCUGUUGAUGUUACGAUCAAGCAAGAGUCGAUUAUAUCUGACACUGAAAUGGCUGAUGAUUUGUCCGAGUAUAAUGCCACAAACGUUGAUAUGCAAGAAUUUGCAUCAGAAACAGUCGAUAAUGUAACGAAUGACUGUUGA
Molecule: messenger RNA, 2832 nt
Organism: Batrachochytrium dendrobatidis JAM81
Lineage: Eukaryota; Fungi; Chytridiomycota; Chytridiomycetes; Rhizophydiales
Exons: 8
Coding region: 1-2832 (943 amino acids)
Cellular component (GO): Set1C/COMPASS complex
Molecular function (GO): transcription cis-regulatory region binding; protein binding
Source: RefSeq, a predicted model, not a curated record